Molecule: messenger RNA, 816 nt
Organism: Cygnus olor (mute swan)
Lineage: Eukaryota; Metazoa; Chordata; Aves; Anseriformes; Anatidae
Gene: FABP7
Product: fatty acid binding protein 7
Exons: 4
Coding region: 111-509 (132 amino acids)
Biological process (GO): fatty acid transport
Cellular component (GO): nucleus; cytosol
Molecular function (GO): fatty acid binding
Source: RefSeq, a predicted model, not a curated record
ACCGCCGCCAUCCCCGCCUGCAGGCCCCCCGCCGGGCGCCGGCUUUAUAUGCGGGGCGGCGCGGGCGGCACGGCGCUCCCUGGCACCCCUAGCACUCGCACCCGGCCGCCAUGGUCGAGGCUUUCUGCGCGACGUGGAAGCUGGUGGACAGCCACAACUUCGACGAGUACAUGAAGGCGCUGGGAGUGGGGUUUGCUACACGGCAGGUGGGAAAUGUGACUAAACCGACUGUGAUUAUCAGCAGCGAGGGGGACAAAGUAGUGAUCAGGACUCAGAGCACUUUCAAAAACACAGAAAUCAGCUUUAAACUUGGAGAGGAAUUUGAUGAAACUACCCCAGAUGAUAGAAACUGCAAAUCAGUUGUGACCCUGGAUGGAGACAAGCUAGUUCACGUACAGAAGUGGGAUGGCAAAGAGACAAACUUUGUUAGAGAAAUAAAGGAUGGCAAAAUGGUAAUGACUCUUACCUUUGGUGAUGUGGUUGCUGUUCGCCACUAUGAGAAAGCGUAGUUUACCUGACCCCUGUCCAGAUGUUACUUCUGGAUGGAUUAAUGUACCGUCCAUAACUGAAAGUAGCUUAAAUGCACAUUUCUGGUAUGAAGUAUUAAUAAAGAUUUUUUGGGGGGUGUUUUUUUUUAAAAAAAAAAAAAAACAAAACUAUGCCAUCAAAUUGGCAGACUUGUGCUGUAUAGUGCAACAGGUUAAACUUUGCAUUAAAACUCUGAAACACUUGCCUUUCUUUUUUACAGUAAAUGGAACAUAUUUGAAUUGUUUUGGAAUGGAGAUUCAACAGAAAUUAAAACGUUUUUUAAACCUG